AUGAACGAAACAAGGAUUCGCGACAUCAUCAGGAACUUUGCAAAGCCUGUUAAACAGCAUGGAAUCAGUUUUUGGGUUCCAAAACCUGAUUUAGAUCGUUUAUUUUCAGGAUUAUAUAUCUAUCCUGAAGAUGUUUGCUCUUAUCAAUCAAUGCUUGCAGGAUUGAAGAAACUAAGACGUAAUGGUGUUCAUUUCCUUGUAAAAAGCAAGAAUAUCUAUAGACAUAUCCAAAGUUUAGAAGGAGAUUUGACAAAACAAAUUGCAGAAAGGAUUGAACUCGAAUUAUUGAGAACACCAUGGUCGAGAACAGAAAACUUUGCCAGUGUUUAUGAUCUUGUUGAAAAAGACCCCAAAACAAAAAAGGUCAGAUGA
Trichomonas vaginalis G3 is the source of this 372-nucleotide messenger RNA. RefSeq names its product negative regulation of protein autoubiquitination. Gene Ontology annotation, biological process: RNA polymerase II preinitiation complex assembly; transcription by RNA polymerase II. The transcript has a single exon. Lineage: Eukaryota; Parabasalia; Trichomonadida; Trichomonadidae. The record is from RefSeq and is a predicted model, not a curated record. Bases 1 to 372 code for a protein of 123 amino acids. Gene Ontology annotation, molecular function: histone acetyltransferase activity; RNA polymerase II general transcription initiation factor binding; TBP-class protein binding. Gene Ontology annotation, cellular component: transcription factor TFIID complex.